This is a messenger RNA of Panicum hallii, 1015 nucleotides long. RefSeq names its product predicted GPI-anchored protein 58. The coding region runs from base 107 to 622 and encodes 171 amino acids. The transcript has a single exon. The record is from RefSeq and is a predicted model, not a curated record. NCBI's taxonomy places the organism in Eukaryota, Viridiplantae, Streptophyta, Magnoliopsida, Poales, Poaceae.
CGCCUGGCUUACUUCUCCCCUCCCUCGUUUCACCUCCUCCCUCGCACCCAACGCCUGCGCUCGCCCUUGCUCCCCCACGGCGGCCAGAAUUACGCGCGCCGGCCGGAUGAGCUCCACGGCCGCCGCGGCCGCGGGGGACGUCCUCCCGGCGCUGGCGCCGAUCAGGACCGCGGCGUCGCGGGCGCCGGCGCAGCCCGCCUGCUCCUCGGCGGCCUCGUCGUCCACGGCGCCGGCGCCGGACGCCGAGUCGGCGGCCUUGCCCGCGCCGCGGAAGGUGGAGGCGGGGGGCCAAGACCAGGCGGCGGAGCCCUCGACGCCGACGUCGGAGGCGAGCAGGCUGCGGGCGCCGGGCGCGGAGCCGGCGGCCUCGCCCGCGGCGGGAGGCCAGGGUAAGGCGGCGGCGGAGCCCACGACGCCGACGGCGGAGGGGACCAGGCUGCGGGCGCCGGCCGAGUGCCCGCCGGCGCCGCGGAAGCCCGCGUGGGCGCCGCCGCCCGCCGCCAAGCGCAAGUUCCCGUCGUCCGCGGCGCCGUCGGCGCGCCGGGCCUUCUUCCCCGUCGCGCGCGACCUCACCACCGUGUUCCGCGCCCUGCCGCCCAAGAAGCGGAUCCGGGCGGGCUGACGCCCGGCCGGCCGGCAUGCCGGGGACCGCCGAUCCGCACCGCCGCAUCUCAAUUGGGCCGCCGAUUACGGGCUCCACGGUGCCACGGUCGUCGAUGUACCCGUGUGUCCUUGGAGUUCUUGCACGCCGUGGCUGGCUUUUCUCCUCGCCCUCCUCUUCUUCUUCCGUUCUUGGUUUGCACGGCCAUGGCAUGGUACAAAGCUCUCGUACAAAUAAUGCGUUGGUUUAUUAUUUUUUUCCUCUGUUUUUUUAGGGGGUUGUGUGGAGUAGAAACUGUAGAAUUGGGAUAUUUAUAGAGACGUCGAAUGGGAAAGUGAAGAGUUUGUAAGAGAAUUCCCAAAGAUCUGUUCAUUAUUUAUCAAAAUAUAGUUCAAACCUUAUCAAAAUUGCGAA